GGUGACGUGGGAGCCAGUGGAGUCCUCCGACCUGGCUAUCAAGGUCGUCCGCCACAGCUACUAUGUCUCAGCGUCCUGGACUGCUUACAAGCCAUUCGAGAUGGUGGCCGUCCGACGGGGCGAGCUCUACGAGACCACCGUGAGGAUAGGCAUCCACGGCAUCGAAGAGUUUCAGUUCAUGCGGGACGCGGAUGUCUUGCAGGUCAUCCACCCCGCAGCCAAGGGAGGCGGAGCGGUCCAUGGGCCAGACUCUCAAGCAGCUGGGAAGUACUGGCGGAUCAGUGGUAAGACCGGGGAGCCAUGGACAAUCCAGCUCCAGGUGACUCCCGCCGCGAUCACCAUUACAGCCACAAGCCCGCGGGCAAAGGCCAUCUGGUCGAGCAAGAAGCCAUCGAG
Symbiodinium sp. CCMP2456 is the source of this 396-nucleotide messenger RNA. The record is from the annotation of a GenBank genome assembly. NCBI's taxonomy places the organism in Eukaryota, Dinophyceae, Suessiales, Symbiodiniaceae.